UUUACUGAUUCCAACUAUUUUUGAUAUUUCAGAUAUUUCARCUGAGGAAUGUACAGAUUAUGACAUUCUGAAACACCUUAACCUGAGCAAAGAUAAUGCUAUGUACAGCAUGGGCCUGCCUAUCAAAAAACAAAACCGCCCUCUUCAGGUGGUUCUCACAGUAGAUCCCUGGGCCAUUCUGGAUGUUAAAGAAGUUGACCAGACUUUUGUGACUCAUCUUGGCGUUAAAAUGGAAUGGACCAACGACUACAUUAGGUGGUCUCCAGACGACUUUUGUGGAAUCGACAAAGUCAUAGUUCCAAGUGAACUUUUGUGGAAGCCAUACAUAGUGAUUAAAGAGAUGGCAGAAAAGGAAAAGUCUCUUUCAAGUCCCCAUCUCAAGAUUAAUUUCAAUGGCACCAUAGAGUUUAGCAGCGAUCAAGUGGUGAUGACCAAUUGCAGGAUGCAAGUGAACAAAUUUCCUUUUGAUACGCAAACCUGCAACAUCACAUUCCUAUCAAACAUGUAUGAUUCAAAAGAUUUAUACCUGAAAAGCCGCUAUGGCCAUAUACAAUACACAAAGAGGAUCCGGAAAAUAAUAACUCAAUACGAGUGGUUGUUCUGCAACAUGACAGUCCAUAACUGGAAUUCAAUUGGACAUUUAUAUUUUCCUAUCACUGUGAAAAGGCGUUCUGUAAUCUAUAUUGUCAACUUCUUGUUGCCUAUUCUCUACCUCACGUGUCUGGACUUGAGGUCAUUCCUCAUGUCAGACACUGGUGGUGAAAAAGUUGGCUUUAAAAUCACUGUACUGCUGGCCGUCACAGUCAUGCAGCUUAUUCUCAACGAUAUUUUGCCCUCUUCUUCCGACAGCAUUCCUCUUAUAAUGAAGUACUGUUUUGGGAUAUUUACGAUGAUGAUGCUCAGCCUCAUGGAGACAAUUUUUGUGAUGUAUCUGAUUGAGAAGGAUUCUGCAUCAGAAGACGACGAAAUAGCCCACGACCCAAGUCUGGAGGCAAUGAAGAAAUACGGUGCAUCUUUGAAUGAUAAAUCAGAUUUUAAAAGGGGAUCUGCAGCCAAAGAGGACACCAGCAUCCGACACACGGAGGGCCCACUGACACUGGAGAUGUUUUCAGAUGAACUGAAGGAGAUGAAGAAAAUGAUUACUCUUCUCAACACCGAUAAGCAGGAAGAAAAGAGAGGCUACUGGACCAAACUGGCUGAGAGAAUCAACAAGAUUUUUGCAAUAUGCUAUGUCACAUCCAUCAUUGUAUUUUUAGCCAUAAUAUUUUCAAUGUGGACAGCAGCUGAAGAUGUAAUUUGCUUAAGUUAACAAACACUUCCAGGUUAGAUAAACAUGUAGAGAUUGCUUUGCUUCUUUGUUAUUACCAAAUGACACACAUUUCACAAACUGAAGGUUUAUAAAUAUAAAAACAAGUUCAAACAGUGCAACUUAUUAAACAAUCAGAUUGUCUAUAUUUAGCAGCAUGUCAAGCCAUUGUAGUUAUUAAAUGUUGAUGGACAUAACAUAAAAAUGAAAGUCAUACAGUGUGAUAAGAGACAUAGAACCACAUGUGUGUGAUGGGAAAAUGAGGAUGGAGUAAAGAUGAAUCAUGUUAGUAGGUUAAUACCAACAGCAAUCAGUGUGCGCUACACUGUACUGUUAAAACAAUUAGCAUGUAGUACCAUAAAUGACAAUAAAUAAUAAAUUGUAAAAAAAAAAAAAAAAGCUUGGACUUUUCUGUAAAAUAAUCAGUUAAUUUCAACCAUAUUUAUUAUCUUUCAAGUAUGAACCAUUUACUUAAGGAAAGUUGUAAAAUUGCCAAAUGAAAAUCAAAUUUCCCUCCACAUUUCAAUUUUCUCUAAUUAAAAAAACAAAAACUUUUUGGAAUCUUAACUGCGCCAGAUAUUGGUGUAAGCAUUUCAUGUUUAUACUGAUAAAUAAACAAAUAAACCCAUCAUAUCAUAGAAAUUGAUUAGGGAUGAGGUUUGCCCACCCCUUGCCUAAAAGAUUUGGCCGUAUAAUAUUUCUGCAAUGAUCUCAUUUGCACACUUGCUGUUCAACCAUCAUAGUGCCUGGACUUCAUAGAA
Messenger RNA from Poecilia reticulata (guppy), 2067 nucleotides. RefSeq names its product 5-hydroxytryptamine receptor 3A-like. Gene Ontology annotation, molecular function: extracellular ligand-gated monoatomic ion channel activity; transmembrane signaling receptor activity. NCBI's taxonomy places the organism in Eukaryota, Metazoa, Chordata, Actinopteri, Cyprinodontiformes, Poeciliidae. The record is from RefSeq and is a predicted model, not a curated record. Gene Ontology annotation, biological process: monoatomic ion transmembrane transport. Gene Ontology annotation, cellular component: membrane.